Messenger RNA from Sclerotinia borealis F-4128, 1287 nucleotides. The record is from the annotation of a GenBank genome assembly. NCBI's taxonomy places the organism in Eukaryota, Fungi, Ascomycota, Leotiomycetes, Helotiales, Sclerotiniaceae.
AUGUCAACUACGUCACCUUUACCACGAUUAAUGAACGAUACAGCUUCAACAAAUCCCCUCGAAUCACAAGUUCCAUAUUUUAAAGAUGAUUCAUCUGCGAAUGAGAGUACACAUAGGAAUGGAUGGCAAAGGUCUGGUCUAGAAGUAGGCCACGGGGAGACCAAUAGAAGUGGAAAUAGAAAUAUCGACCGCAAUACAAAUGGAGUUCCUGCGGGACCAGACACACCGAUUGUGGAUCGUGAUCAUGGAGUAGACGGGGUGGAUCAGCAGCCAGAUACACAGGAGACUGCAGUGGGCAAAGUCAGUGUUCGAGAUCGUAUUGGUUGUAUGACAUGGACCUGGUUCACAUUGUCAAUGGCAACUGGAGGAAUUGCCAACGUCCUUUACUCCAAUGAUAUCUACGGGAUACCCAAGACGGGCCUGUGGUUCCAGACUACCAUGCAAGUCUGUUUUUGGGCAUAUAGUACUUUAAGUGUAAUAGCGAGCUCUGGACUUUACCUCUUACUUUGGUCCACGCAAGAAUUCCCCAUCUCCAAUAUGACACCGCUCUGGACCUUCCCUGCCUACCCAUUACUCUUAAUUGGUCCAAUUGCAUCAAAUCUUAUUUCUACUCUGCCAGAUGCUUCUGCCGCUGCGCGUAUUAACUCUACUGCUAUCGCUUUUGGCGCAAUCUGCUUUCAGGCAACAGGUUUCCUUCUCAGUCUAAUGAUAUAUAGUGCUUUCAUGUAUCGAUUAAUGACGAAAAAGUUGCCACAAGAGACAACACGACCCGGAAUGUUCGUAUCUGUGGGACCUAGUGGGUUCACAGUAACCGCAGUCGUUGGACUAGCAAGUUCUGUCAGAACAAUCAUCUUGCCCGACGGAUAUAUGGGGAAUGUAGAUGGUCCCUUCAUUCUAUACUUGAUGGGAAAUCUCACGGGACUCUUCAUCUGGGGCUUGUGCCUUUGGUUUUGCCUUAUCUCAAUAGGUGCUCAUUGGCAAGUCGCGCGACCCAAUCAUCCUGAGCAUCACAUCAGCCCUGAUAUGACAUGGAAUUCAUUCGUAUUCCCAAAUACCGCACUGGCCACUGCGACGCUACAAAUUGGUACAGCAUUCGGUUCUAAUGCCAUUCGUAUCAUCGGCACUGUGAUUUCUGUUUUAUUGGUUAUUGUUUGGCUCUAUGUACUAGGUAUGCUAAUCAGAGCGCUGUUCUUGAAACGGCUACUUAUGCCGGGUCAACUUGACGGGGCGACAGCGCAAAGAAAAAAAUGGGCGAAUAAAGUGGGAAAUGCUAUAGGAAAGAUAUAA